AUGGACCCAACAGCCCUUCCUGGCUAUAAUCUGCCAGAUGAUAAUCAUACUACAGUAAUUAUAGCCUCGACCGUCUUCUUCACCGUUUUUGCACUCUGCGCGGUUCUCGCAAAAGGAUUUGUGCGGAUCUAUCGCGAACCCGACAGAGGCUGGGAUGACUACUCGAUCGGAGUGUUUUCGAUUCUUGGAUGCACAUUUGUUGUGCAUCAGAUUCAUUACGGCCUGGGUCGCCAUCUGUUCCAUGCUUAUGAAGAUGUAGGAUGGUCCGGCCUCAAAGCUGGGCUACGGCUCGCUUUCGAAAGUCAGAUCGUGUAUGGCUUCUCAAUGGCCUUUAUCAAAGCAAGUGUCGGAUACCUCUUACUGCGCUUCACUCACUCCCCGCUCUUUAUGAAGUUCAUCAGGACCGUCAUAAAGAUUACGGCAUUUUACACGAUUGCUGCAUCGGUUUCUCUCUUAGUCGCAUGUAGGCCAGGCCUUGCGCAACCUGACGAUGCAUUCAAUACCAUGUGUAACCCGGAGAAGCUUGCCUCGGGCAUUGCGCUCUUAAAUACUAUCUUCAACAUCGCCACUGAUGUCGUCUUCGCCAUUCUACCGAUUCCUCUGUUCUGGAAAUUACAAACCGACAUGCGCACCAAGCUCUCACUCUGGGCCAUUCUGUCCCUUGGGAUCCUAGCAGCCAUUGCCGGUGUAGUCAAGGUGUACUACCUAGUCAUCAAUCGCGAUAAAACUGCCGAUUUCAUGUGGGUCAACACCAAUGUCAUAAUUUGGACAGCAAUCGAAUGCAAUAUCGGAAUAAUUGCGGCGACAAUCCCUACGCUGAGGCCUCUGUUUAAAAAGUAUGUCGAGGAGCCGCAUCGACACAGGGCCAACUUUCUAGCUUACCAAGUUGCGGGGAGUACUUCAUCUCCUGCUACGACCCACCUGAUAGAUCCACAUGUUGUGAGCCAUUCCUACGGUUUAACUAUUAGUCCUAGGUCGAGCCACCGAAAUACCGCCAAUUCAAACGCAGGUAUAACAAAUACUUACGAAUUAGGACAGCUGAACGGUACUGUGGGGAUUUCGGCAACCAGGCCUUAUGUUGCGAAUGACGGUGAUCAGGGAAACGAUCAGCCCAAGGACACAGCUCGUUUGCCUCGAAAUCCAGAUAGGACUUUUAACCGGAGGGGGAUGGUGUUUAGGAGAGACUUCGAUCCCAUGGUCGAUUCCACGGAGGCGGCUAUGCCGCGCGCAAAGGAGCACCCUGGCGUUAGGGCCGCACGGGCCGGAGCACGGCCUAGUUUCAUGGUAGACGGGCAGCUGGCACACGACCGUCUUGUUCUUCACUUAUUACCUCUCUUUGAAUACGAAGUACGUAGCAGCAGCAAACAAGAACUUGAAGUUAAGGAUCUUGAUAUCACUUUCGCGCCACCGCCUUCCAGUUAUGCCGCGCAAGACAACUUCUCAAACAUUCACAUCCUCCCAAUCCUCCCAUCCGCCCCCGAAACACACACCGGGAUGCCCAGCCUGCCCCGAUCAUCUUCAUCCUCCUCAUCGUCGUCAUGCAGCUCCCGUAGCCAGGCUGGCAAUCCUACCAAGGACAAACCGAUGCUUCUAGUACCGGCACCCCCUCCCAAAAAGCCAAAGCGCCUCGCACCCCAGGCAGCCAUUGAUGACUUUUGGGCCAAAUUCGACAGUAAAACUCCUGGCAGAGCUGCGACCGUCUUACCCAAAAACAACUACACGAAGAAAGCUAGCGAGAAAACGCCCAAGGGGGUCAUUAAAGGGGAAAGCGCAGUAUCAUCAUACGAAGAAGCGGCAAGGCGGUGCAAGGGAAAGGUUGCGAAGAUUGUCAAAGAGUGCCGCCGGAUCAAUCAGAAAUACGUGGACAACCACUUCAACAUCCAAUUCGACUUGGAAUACGGCCAAACGGAUUGUUUGACGAUGCUAUCAAGCUCGUCAGACAAUGCGACUGCAGAAUUCUACCCCCUUCCGGGGUCCGUCAAGAGAGUUGCUGAUAUAUUCGACAAUCCGAAGUUUUUUGUCGAGGGCCCAACUGCGAAUGAUAUCCGCCAAGGCAGAGAUGGUGAUUGCUGGUUUAUGGCAGCUUUGUGCACUUUGGGUAAUAAAGAGGGCCUUAUUGAGAAGGUGUGUGUUGCGAGAGAUGAGCAAGUUGGAGUGUAUGGCUUUGUAUUCCACAGAGAUGGCGAGUGGAUCUCUGAAAUUAUCGAUGAUAAACUGUAUUUGAUUAAGCCAGACUACGACACAAGUUGGGAAGAGCGAAACUUAAUUGAAGACCACCAACGUAUCGACUCCGAGGAGGAUUAUCGCAGGAUUUACCAGUCCAACUCCAACGCACUCUACUUUGCUCAAUGCGAAGAUCCGAAUGAAACGUGGCUUCCUUUAAUGGAAAAAGCAUAUGCUAAAGCUCAUGGCGAUUACGCAGCAAUAGAAGGCGGCUUCACUGGAGAAGGUCUUGAAGAUCUAACUGGCGGCGUCACUACCGAAGUGUUCAGCACAGAUAUUCUCGAUAAGGAGUACUUCUGGAAAGAGGAACUAAUGAAAGUCAACCAGGAUUUUCUUUUCGGAUGCUGGGGAGGUAUUUUUGGGGGUCGUGGUGAAAGGAAAGGGAUUGUUGAGGGCCAUGCCUAUUCAAUUAUGAAAUGCGUUGAAAUUGAUGGAAAACGGUUGUGUUUGCUGAGAAAUCCCUGGGGCCAGAAGGAAUGGACUGGACCCUGGAGUGAUGGGAGCAAGGAGUGGACCCCAGAAUGGAUGGAAAAGCUUGGUCAUCGAUUUGGUAAUGACGGGGCUUUCUGGAUGUCCUAUGAAGACCUUCUGAAGAAGUAUCAGAUCUUUGAUCGUACGCGAUUAUUCUCGGAUGAUUGGAAAGUUACUCAACAGUGGACCUCACUGGCUAUCCCAUGGUCGCUUAAUUACAAUGACACCAAGUUCUGCUUUAUACUUGAGAAGAAAGCGCCGGUAGUGAUUGUUCUGUCACAGUUGGAUAGCCGUUAUUUCUGCGGUCUCGAAGACCAAUACAGGUUCCAGCUGGUAUUCCGCGUGCACAAGGCUGGGGAGGAGGACUACCUUGUCCGCAGCGUUAGCAAUGUGUUGAUGCAUCGAUCUGUCUCAGCAGAACUCGAGCUUGAAGCUGGCGAGUAUCAUGUGUUGAUGAAAGUCGAGGCCGAGCGCGACAGCAGUGCCACACAUGUUGAAGAUGUCGUGCGAAACAACGUCAAGAACCGUCGGGAAAAGCUCCUACGAAUUGGCCUUGCAUAUGAUUUGGCACAUGCCAAGGGUCAAAUCUACGAAACCCCCGAAGAGAAGAAGGGCAGAAAGAAGGCUGCGAAAGCCAAAAUAGCUAAAGAAAAGAAAGAGAUGAAGAAGAAGUUGAUGAAGGAGAAACUCCAGCGGAAGCAUAAUGAAAACAGAGAGAAACGAAAAGUCAGAGCUGCGAAGGUAGUGAGAAAGGCUAAGGCUAAGGCCAAAGAAGAGAAGGCUGCCGCUGAAAAGAAAGUCGAGGACGAGAAGCAUAACGAGGGCGAGAAGCCAGACGAAGUUACAAAACAUGACGAGGAGGCGGCUAAUAUUGAGACGGGAGAAACUACAGAACCUCCUAAGCCCGACGAAACUCCUGGAGAGGAGAGUAAAACUGACGACAAGACUUCGUCGUCAGAAUCUGUCGAGACGGCCUCAACUCCUACAGCAAGCGAAACGCCCGCUGAGGAGGCACCCGCUGAGGAGGCACCCGCUGAGGAGACACCCGCCGAGGAGACUGUAGCUUCCACUCCCAAGCCCACCGAGAGUCCCCCAACAGCAAAACCUCCAGUUGAUGACUCAGACGACGAAUCGGACAUUCUCUCAGUAGUUUCAGACAUUUCCUCUGCCGAAAUCGCGGACGCCGUAGCAGAAGCUGCUCUCGCCGCUGCGGCCGCAAUCCCUGCUCCAAUCGUAAAAGACGAUGAGGAGGAUGAGUUCCAAAAAGAUCCAUGGAAUGCCGUGGCUGUUCUCGGGUUGAGGGUAUAUUCGAAGGAUUCUGGAGUUAGUGUUAGGAUCGUUAGACCAAGGGACUGGGAGGACGGUGAGGGUAAACUAGAUGUCGAUGAUCCCGCUGCGGAUGCUAUGAAGGAGAAACAGAGGGGUAGGGCAGAGGCUGAGAAGAAAGCGGAGGAGGGAAGUGAGAGUUCCGGGGUUGUUGUAUGA
This is a messenger RNA of Venustampulla echinocandica, 4179 nucleotides long. RefSeq lists its product as uncharacterized. The record is from RefSeq and is a predicted model, not a curated record. The transcript has 12 exons. Gene Ontology annotation, cellular component: cytoplasm. Gene Ontology annotation, molecular function: calcium-dependent cysteine-type endopeptidase activity. Bases 1 to 4179 code for a protein of 1392 amino acids. Gene Ontology annotation, biological process: proteolysis. Lineage: Eukaryota; Fungi; Ascomycota; Leotiomycetes; Helotiales; Pleuroascaceae.